AUGCCGGCGGCCGCUGCAGCUCUCCGAGAUCAACACCUGGUCUUCUUCAAUGGAGCCUUCUCUCCGCCGACGUGUGCCCACGCGCACAUUGCAGCGACCAUCUGCAAGGACCCCAAGGUCACAGCACUUUGGUUGGAUCCCGAGCCGGCCCGCCCCGGCAAAGAACGCUGGCAGAACGAGACGAUGGAGGCGCGCAUCGAGAUGUGUGAGCUGCUCACGGAGGAAUCGCCACUUUGUGGGCGAGCAGGCGUCGGCUCCUUGCGCCGGGACCUGGGGCCCGAGCUUGGGACCUCGGUAGAACUUUUCCGAGUGCUGAGGGCGCUACUCGGUGGCCCCGGGCGCGGCACGCUGACAUGGGCCGUAGGUGCUGAUGUGUUCGAGGGCAUGAAGCAUUGGGCAAGCAAAGCGCGCGCCUGCCUCCAGCCCGGUGACACCUGUGACGAGCUGCUGCUUUUCACCCGUGAGGGCUGGACCCACGAGCGCUUAGCAGAGGCAACGCAGGCUGUCGGCCAUGCCCCAUGCCAUGUCUCAGUCAUCCCGAUGCCAGAACACCUUCUCUCCGUGUCCAGCCAUCAGGCGCGUGCGGCCCUCGUCCGCGAGAGCUCUUUUCCCGAGUAUCCCGGAGAGCUUGGCAUGAUACCACCCCGUGUCGCUGAGCCCCUCGGCUGGACAGCUUUGGCCAAGUUGAGGCGGCAUCCGAUAUGCUGGACGGGUGGCGCCAGCAAAGAAGUCGUGCCGGUGUUUGGACUGCUGGGAGGUUCCGCCUUGCAGGUGUUCAUGAUGCCAGGAGUCCUUGGGGAACUCAGGACAAUCAAACGACAGAACUUGGAACGGUCGAGUCUACCUCCAGUGAUCCGCGAGGAGUGGCUAGGAGCUUUACAGGAUGCGCCACUGAUUGCAGAUACGCCUGCAAUGUCAGUGGCGCAAGCCAUCGCGGCCACCCGCGGCCGGCUCUCGGACGUGGCCUCGGUGGCGGCCUGGGCCCGGGAGAUGCCGGCGGCCGCUGCAGCUCUCCGAGACCAACACCUAGUCUUCUUCAACGGAGCCUUCUCCCCUCCGACGUGUGCCCAUGCGCAUAUCGCAGAGACCAUCUGCAAAGAUCCCAAGGGCCCAGCUCUUUGGUUGGAUCCAGAGCCGGCCAAGCCGGGAAAGGAGAGAUUUCAGAACGAGACCAUGGAGGCAGAGCUGAGUUAG
Molecule: messenger RNA, 1194 nt
Organism: Symbiodinium sp. CCMP2592
Lineage: Eukaryota; Dinophyceae; Suessiales; Symbiodiniaceae
Source: the annotation of a GenBank genome assembly